Talaromyces proteolyticus is the source of this 5436-nucleotide messenger RNA. RefSeq names its product putative polyketide synthase. The transcript is spliced from 3 exons. Bases 1 to 5436 code for a protein of 1811 amino acids. Lineage: Eukaryota; Fungi; Ascomycota; Eurotiomycetes; Eurotiales; Trichocomaceae. Gene Ontology annotation, molecular function: 3-oxoacyl-[acyl-carrier-protein] synthase activity; fatty acid synthase activity. The record is from RefSeq and is a predicted model, not a curated record. Gene Ontology annotation, biological process: secondary metabolite biosynthetic process; fatty acid biosynthetic process.
AUGGCACAACCUUUGUCUGCGUCAGAACAAGUGUCGGCAGCAUUCUUCUGUCCACAAAAUAAACCCCCAAAAGCAGCUUACCUCGAUGAAAUUCGUCGCUAUCUUCGCAACAACAACACUCUCGCCCCUUUCCGAGAUGCCGUGCUCGAUCUCUCCUCAACAUGGCAAUUAUUUGCGCGAGAAAACGCUGACAUCGCCGCAAUGUCUCAAGGGCCUCAAUACAUUCAGUAUUUCCAUGACUGGAUUGCCUAUGAUGGCUCAUUUGCCAAAUCAGGAGACAUGAAAUGGAUCGAGAUCAUGUCCGGGCUAAUUUCUUUACCACUUCUUACUAUAAUGCAGACAGUGCAGUAUUUUCAGUUUCUUGAGUUUUUAGAGGAAAUCAAGCUUGGGGGUGCGCAAGGUUAUUGUGCUGGAUUAUUGCCGGCAUUUGCCAUUGCAGCAGCCCAUGAUGAAGAGGCAGUUGUGAAGAAUGCCUGUAUCUCUCUACGAUUAUCACUAGGCAUCGGUGCAUAUGGUGAACUAGGUGAUGAUCAAGAAACAACGGGACCGACAACGGUUGUUCUGCGAACGAAGUACAUCGGGCAGGCAGAGGAGAUUGUAAACAAAUUUCCGGGAACCUAUAUUUCAGCCAUCACGGAUCCAGAAACCAUAAGUAUAGUUGGCCCAACGAGAAUCAUUGACGAAGUCCAAUUGUAUGCCGAAGGCCAGGGGUUGACUGCCACAAAAUUACAUCUUAGAGGGAAGAUUCACAACCCAGAAAAUGCAGAUGUGUGCAAAGAGCUUAUUAUGGUAUGCGAAAAGUAUUCAGAAGCCCUACUCCUACCAACUUCGUCGGUCCUACAGAUUCCUGUCAAAUCAAACAUGACGGGAAGGCUUGUGAGAUCAACCGAUUCAUUGUCUAAGGAAAUUCUUGAAAGUACCCUCACAUCUCGAUGCGAAUGGCAUUGCUUGCUCACUGAACUGGCAAGUGAAUUACAGAAAACUGGAAAAAAUAAGCAUACGUUCGCACUCUUUGGAACUGGACGAAAAAACUGCGUGCCUCUAAGGUCGUUCGAAGAGAAGGGCAUGACUAUCACAAAGCUCGAUGUAGUGUUAUAUGUCCAGCCUCUCGAGAUUGCUAGAGAUGGCAGGCUUCUUCAUCAGUUCCCAGAAAAUGCAAUUGCUAUCGUCGGAGCAGGUUGCCGAUUACCGGGUGCAAACUCUAUCGAUGAGUUGUGGGAGUUACUCGCCAAUGGAACCCAGCGUGUCGAAAAGUUUCCACGGACCAGGCUUGAUAUCUCAGCAGCAUCACGAGGCACCGUAGGGCCAGAUGCGAAGCCACAGGGGAAAAGGGAAUAUUAUGGAAAUUUUCUCGACAACGUCGACUCUUUUGAUAAUAGCUUCUUUGGUGUGAGUCCUCGGGAAGCUACAUUCAUGGACCCUCAACAGAGGCUAUUACUCGAGACUGCAUAUGAGGCAUUAGAUGCUACUGGGUACUUGCGCACACAUCGUCGCGAAAACUUUGACAAUGUGGGCUGCUUCAUUGGAUCCACGUACGUCGAAUACCUCGAAAACACUAGCGCCUAUAACCCAACUGCUUACACGGCGACGGGCACGAUACGAGCAUUUCAAUGUGGCAGAAUAAGUUAUCAUUUUGGCUGGAGUGGCCCGUCUGAGGUGAUUGAUACUGCAUGCUCAGCUUCCUUGGUUGCGGUAAACCGAGCCUGCAAGGCUAUUCAAUGUGGGGAGUGCCCAAUGGCUUUGGCUGGUGGCGUUAACAUCAUAACUGGCAUGAAUAAUUAUUUCGAUUUGGGAAAGGCUGGCUUCCUGAGCACGACUGGGCAGUGCAAGCCAUUUGACUCCACAGCGGACGGUUAUUGUCGUGCCGACGGCGUUGGCUUGGUAGCAUUAAAAUCCCUGUCACAAGCUGUAACUGAUGGGAAUGACGUGCUGGGGGUAAUUCUUGGUGUGAGCACCAAUCAAGGAGGCUUGUCGCCAGCCAUUACAGUGCCUCAUUCGCGUGCGCAAGUCGAUCUUUUCAAGCGUGUGACCAAUCAGUCUGGUCUCAAGCCCAAUCAAAUUUCGUACGUUGAAGCCCAUGGGACGGGAACCCAGGUUGGCGACCCCAUUGAAAUAUCGAGCGUUCGCGAGGUAUUUGGGGGAGCUCAACGACAUGAUUAUGUAAAUAUCGGCUCACUCAAAGCGAACGUGGGACAUAGCGAAACUGCUGCUGGGAUCGGCAGCCUGAUGAAGGUGCUUGCCAUGCUGAAGCACGGAAAGAUACCUGCUUUGGCUGGUUUCAAGAAUCUCAACCCCAAGAUCCCAGAGCUUGAACCGGACUUCUUGAGGAUUCCUACAGAGGUUCUUCCGUGGAACACUCCUUUUCGUGCCGCGUGCGUUAAUAGCUACGGUGCAGCUGGUAGCAAUUCAGCACUAAUAUGCUCGGAAGCGCCGAGAGAUAUCAAAAAAUCAGCUUCUACCUUGGGGGAAGUACUCGCCCUUGAUUUCCCUAUUCUGUUAAGCGCCGCUUCGACUGAGAGCUUGAGAUUGAAUACAACUAAGCUGGCAACAUAUCUUCAUAGAAACCAGAAGAAUGUGAAUAUUGGUGAUCUAGCAUUCACUUUGUAUGAUCGUCGUAAACAUCACCGGCUGCAAUGGAUUGGCAGCUCUCAUGAUGUGGAAUCACUGGUAAGUUCAUUGGAAACAGCCUCUGACAAAAUCAUCGAAUUACCCUCGUCACCAAAACCCGUGGUCUUUGUAUUCUCCGGUCAAAGCAAGCAAACAAUUGGUCUAGAUAAAUCAUGGUACAAUGCCUUUCCACGCCUUCGGUACUAUAUCGAUCUGUGCAACGACCUUCUCGUUAGCAUGGGAUAUUGUGAGCUUAUACCAGAUAUUUUUGCGUCUACCUCCAUUGAAAAUGUCGUCAAAUUGCAAUGCGGUACUUUUGCUGUACAAUACGCAUGUGCAAAGUCCUGGAUCGAUGCCGGACUGCCUGUAAAAGCAGUCGUUGGACAUAGUUUUGGGGAGUUGACUGCCAUGGCUGUGAGCAAUAUUUUAUCUCUAGAGGACGCCCUCAAAUUAAUCGCUUCACGGGCCUCAUUUAUGCAGACCAAAUGGGGACCGGAGAGGGGAACUAUGCUGGCCGUAGAAGCCAGUUUAGAAACAGUGCGCGAUAUUAUUACAGCCACCGAUGCCACCAUCGAGAUCGCCUGUUUUAAUGGGCCCAAGAGUCACGUUCUAGUUGGAUCUGAAGUCGACAUAGCAAAAACAGAAACGACCAUUUCAACACUCCCUCGCUUCAAAUCCUUGCGGAAAACUCGUGUUCACACCAGUCAUGGAUUCCAUUCCAUCUUCACCCAGCCAAUUCUUCAGGAUCUCGAUACCGUAUCUCAAGAUCUUGCCUUCAAUAAGCCCACAAUACCGUUCGAAGCCUGCACCGAAACGCCAACAGGAAGUAUCUCGCCAUAUAGAAUCGUCCAGCAUACCAGGACACCAGUUUUCUUUGGCGCCGCCAUAUCUAGACUCGAGAAACGUCUGGGGCCCUCCAUCUGGCUUGAGGCUGGAACUGAUUCUCCAAUUAUUUCGAUGACAAAGCGUGCUGUUCAAAAUCCAUCGGACCAUAUAUUCUUAUCAUUGAAGACCAAGGAUGCCGCUAAUUCAUUGUCGGCCGUGACGCACACUACGGCUAACAUUUGGAGAGAGGGUGUUCCUGUUUCUUUUUGGGGCUUCCUGUCCCCGCAGGAAUGUGGAAUUCGACAUAUAUGGCUUCCGCCUUAUCAGUUUCAACGGACAAGUCAUUGGCUUGAACACAUAGACCCUGUUACUGAGGAACGAAAAGCGACGCAAUCUCUAGAUGUGACGAAAGAAAGCACUGCACUCCCAGCUACUCCCACCAAAUUAGUCACUGCCCGGAGGAGAGACUCUACAUCAUGGUCUUCAAUAGAAUUUAACAUUCAUACUAAAACAAGUCGAUUUACAAACAUUGUGUCCGGCCAUGCAGUUCGCAAUCAGCCCCUGUGCCCUGCAUCCAUGUACAUGGAGUGUGCAGUUAUGGCCGCGCAAAUGAUUGAGCCAGGUAUCUCUGCCAAAUAUUUGAAAUUCCAGAAUUUGUCAUUCCAAAGUGCACUGGGUAUCAAUUACAACCGGGAUGUGUUGCUUCAACUAGAUGGAGAAGGAGACUACUUGUCAUGGAAUUUCACCGUCAAAAGUACAGCAGAGAUGUCAAACGGAAGACAAACAACACAUGCCAAGGGCAGACUUAGCGUUGGGUCACAAGUUGACCUCCAACUCUACGAGCGAAUGAUAUCAGAUAAGAUCAAUGAGAUUCUUGUUAAUCCCCGAUCAGAGCGUCUGAUGGCUGGCAGAGCAUACACGCUCUUUUCGAGGGUCGUGAAUUACUCCGACGCGCUACGUGGCAUUUCAGAAAUUACAAUCCUAGACAAUAAGCAUGCAGUAGCUGAGAUUCAUUGCCCUAAGAUCUCUGUCAGUCGAUUGGAAAGUACAGCAGCAGAUGUUUGCGACACAGUCACGCUAGAUACAUUUAUACAAGUCGUCGGCUUGCUCAUCAAUAGCAGUGAUCAGUGCCCUGCAGAUGAGGUAUUUAUCGCCACCAAUAUUGAUAGCAUUGUCAUGCAAGAUUGUGAUUUUACAGAUUCCGAGUCCUGGACAGUGUAUGCUAUGGCAACUGCACGAAGCGAGUCACAUGUGGCCGGUGACAUGUUUGUAUUUACCAAAGAAGGGAAACUCAUCUUCACUGGGUCCGGAGUACAAUUUACACGUCUCCCCAUUACGAAACUUGAGAAGCUGUUGCACGGAGUUGGAAUGCCAUCAACUACAAAGCCCAAUAGCGAUAGGAAGAUUCCUUUACAUGGUAAUCACGUGGCGAGUGAGCAAGCAAUAAUGAGCAGAAUUAAGCACAAAUCUAGUGCUGAAGACCUUGAUGAUAAUACCCUCGUCGCUGCGGAAAGUGUGCCCAGGUAUUCAUCUCUGAGAUCGGCGAUGAUAAAGAACAACGAGAAUUUAAACACACUUGGACUGGACUCAAUUUCAAAGAUCGAAUUUGUCAAUCAACUUCGACAAGAAAUUAGAAACGAUAUGACCCAUAUCAGUGCUCUUUACAACGAACUUCCUUCUAGCAAUGCGUUGGAUAUAAAGAGGGUGCACAUCGAGGAAACAGAGGUAUACUCCUCAUCGCCCGACAGCGCCAAAUCAGCAGAUAUACAUUCCAAAAUCAGAACUAAGCAACGAAUCCUCGAACUGAUUGCAGAUAAUUCUGGCGGUUCUACUAGUAGUAUUGAAGAAAUGACAAGUCUGCAGGAUAUUGGCAUUGAUUCAUUGUCUGUUGUGGAAUUAAAAGAGUCGUUCGAAGACGGAUUUGGUAUCCACUUUGGAAAUUGGGAUUUCGGUUUACAUUUGACUGUGAAAGACAUAGUGGAUUUUGUUGAUUCGCAACUGUAA